Molecule: messenger RNA, 13966 nt
Organism: Maniola jurtina (meadow brown)
Lineage: Eukaryota; Metazoa; Arthropoda; Insecta; Lepidoptera; Nymphalidae
Exons: 14
Coding region: 115-1497 (460 amino acids)
Biological process (GO): positive regulation of protein ubiquitination; SCF-dependent proteasomal ubiquitin-dependent protein catabolic process
Cellular component (GO): SCF ubiquitin ligase complex
Molecular function (GO): protein binding
Source: RefSeq, a predicted model, not a curated record
GUCCGUCGAGAAUUUGGCAAGAGAAGAAAGAAGUUGAUCGGUGGUCGGUGGUCAAUUUUGUCUCUCUUCGUAGUGUUUUAAUUUCGAUUUGUGUGUUUCACGCAAAUAAUUGAGAUGUCGGCGGGAUGGGGCAGUCUGCCUCUCCUCCCGCUCAGAUGCGUGCUGGAUCAUCUGAGCACGGAGGAUGCGCUCGCGGCACUGUCCACCUGUCGCCACUGGCGGAGCGCAGUCUUGUUAUACGAAGGACGAAAAGAGACACUGAAGCUACGAGUGAAGCAUCUAGAGAAGAACCUCUUUGUGACUCGGUUGUUCAGGAGGUACACAAGGAAACUGCACAUUUACAUCGACAACUGCGGGGAGGACCUGGAUAAUUUCAUGAACUAUGUCCUACCACAGUUUUUUGACACACAGAAGUUGCAAGAAUUAGUAUUCGUCGGGCCAACUUAUAUGCUACAGAGCCCAAAUACACCAGUUGCCAAACUAAAUCGAAUAAUAACUGAGAGCUUGUUGUACAAGAACAUGCACUGCUUACAAAAGCUGUCUCUAUUGGGUUGUGAAAUGGGGACAGUGAAGAACGAAAACGACCGAUACACGCACAAAAAUGUCGAGUACUAUUCGCGGUCAUUGUCUUUCAACAUAGUUCCUUCACUCGACGACACAGUACUGUCGAGGUGUAACGCCAGCGUCAUGGCGUUCUCUACAUUGAAACAUAUAGUUCUAGACUACGAUCGAAUGAGCACGGAAACGCUAGAAACUUUGUCAGAACUAAGUCAAUUGUCCGAGUUGACACUAAACAUCGGUCUCCGAAGACCUCCGACUUUACCAGAUGUGGACUGGCGCCGCGCGAACUGCAGUUUACGUGUGGCUUUAAAUAUUAUAUCUGCACCACAGAAAGUGUUCAAUGAACUUAUGGAGAAAGUAUUUGUAGAAGGCUUGCCGUUGGUCUCGCUCAAAGUCAUGUUUUGUAAGACUUUACACUCGGACGUGUUGCAACGCGUGGUGCGUUUAUACAAGGCGAGUCUGCGCGAGCUGGUGUGGGCCGACGCGCCCUACGACUCCGCGGAUGUAUUCCACAGGGUGCUCAGGCAGCAGCGCGUCGUGGAAGAGUUCGCAAUGUGUAACGUCAACCCGUUGAUAUUGCUGUGCUGGCAGUGUACACAUCUACGGAGGCUAGUUAUCCACGGCUACUGGGUUUGGCAUUACGACUUGCUCGGCUUCGUGCGUCUGCGCAAGUCGCUGCGGGAGCUGGAGAUAUCCGCCAUCUACAACAAGGAGAACCGCUUCAGCUCCGCCAUCUGCACCAACAGCCUGGUGCGCGUGCUCACUCGCGACACGCAGAAACCGCUCGACGCUGAAUACGUGCAGGAAGUGAACUCUUACACGGAGUUCGCGUGGUCCCCGGUGCCGUGGGAGCGCCUGCACCCCGCGCUGCGUCCGCGCGCGCUCGCCGCGCAUCGCGCGCAGUACGUGCUGAGGGAGACCAACCGCGCAUUCUAAGCAAAACAAAUGAAGAAUCGUCGACAUGUGUGAUGAGUUCCGCCACACGAAGUUACCUGCGACAAACAAUGUUAACUCGUAAGACCUUCCAACGAUAUUCCAAAAAUAUAUAUAUUUAUACACCUUUACUAUGAAAUAUCUUCAAAUACUUUUGACAUCGUUAAGAAUUUUGUAAAAUGUUAUCAUCAAGCAAAUCGCGCUAAACUUCUAGUUCGCAAUAAAAUAUAAUCAUUCGUACAGCUCGUACAGUAUAUAUGUUAUUUUAUAAUGUGUCUAAACUAGCAAUAGGAAAGUUAAUAGUAGGCCACCGAGUGUCGACUAUGAGGCGAAGACUAAAAUAUAUAUCAUUCGCAUUAUGUUCGGAGCGAACUAAAAGUUUGGCGCGACUUGUACCAGUGGAAAUACUCGUAAUUAAAUAUAUAAUCUCAAAGUAGCUAUUCCAAGUUAGCAUUGCGCGCUCUAUUCCCAAAUCCACACAUCAAUUUGUAUAUGAAAAAUUGGGAGAAAGGCGCUUGUAAUGUUUCUUCUUUCUUUGAUAUGAUACUCUGAACUGACGGUAUCGGGUAGUUUUCCACUGGCGCAAUGUAAUGCGAAAAUGGCGACCUUUACGACUACAAGUAAACAAAAUAUCGUGUCGUUUCCACUUAUCUUUUUAAUAUUGAUAAAAACUAGAUUUAUUCAACAUUUGAAAUAAAGUAUAAUACAAUAUGUUAAUAUAAAAUAUAUAAGCAUUAAUGCAAUGUUAUAUUAUAUAAUCGAAUAUACUUAUUAGUUUUUAUUAAGGUCUUCGUAUAUUAAAUACACUUGACGCCGAGUCUACUCCGACUCCACUCCGACUCGACUAACAGUAAAGCGUGGAAAUGUAAGCUUUAUAUUGUAUUCCUUAAGGUAGAGUUUUCAAUGUGUAAUUGUAAAAAUUGUACGACACUUGGACCACGCAUUGUCCACGCAUCUUUCUUCUUCCACAAUUCAAAAUUUUUGAAAUUGCACCGUAAAGAACAGGGUAUAAAGCUCACUUUUAUAUGCUUUACUGUGAGUUGAGUCGGCGUCGAGUCUGUGUAAGACUUUUAGAAUGACUUAAAAGUGUUAUAUACCAACUAUUUCAUAUUUAUUACUUUAAAUUCUUCCUACAUCAAUAUUAAAAAGAUAUUUUAUAAUUUUAAAUUAUAAUCUUUAAAUUUAAAAAUCUCUUGUUAUAAUCGGGUAUCGGGUUUUUCAAAAUUUGAGUCUUUUCUAGUUAAUAAAAUUUUUAGGCGUAAGAUAUAUCGUUAGAAAUGAAAAAUAUCGUUAAAAUGAAAUAUUUACGUUGUCACCUUCAACCUAAUCCGUUUCAAAUUUUUACAAUAUAAUUGUUAUUAAGUAUUCAAUGAAUUAGGCCUAAAAAAUUGUCUCGAAUAUUUUCCAAACGACAUGCGAAACCCUCAUGUCUUCAUUGACCUAUUUGUAAAAGUUAAUCAAACUUAAAACAAUAUUACGAAAGUUCCUUUACAUAGAAUAAAAAAAAGUAUUAAAGGUAUACCAACAUUUUACGAGAAAUCUAAUACUUGAAACUUUUAAAGCCGUGUACACACCAAUAAAAAAUUGCAUCAUGUUUAAAAGUUUGCACGCGGCGUAAAUAUUUUGGAUGCAAACUCGAAUUUCUACGUAAAUUACGUUCUACACUGACGAAAGUUAUGCUUCAAUGCUAUUUUAGUCGUACACUGCGCACAAGGCUAACUUUAAGUGUUGCUACACACUCGCUUAAGUUACGUCGCUGAAAGUUCGACGACUAAAUUUUUGGUCGUAGUCUACGAUUGGUACGAUACAUCUUUUGUGAAAAAUGCGUUGAAACGUACGCCAUGAAACUUUACGUAGCUAUUUUCAUACAGAACAUGGCGGCAGUGUUCCGACAGCUACGCGCGUCGAUCUUUUAGUCGAAUCAAGCGUUGUGAUGUGUCGCUUGGUAUACAAAAUAAUUUGAAUGCGUUCCGGCCAAAAUAAUCGCUGGACAAAAGAUAACGAGAGAAAGCGCCGUAAAUUUAGUAGACGUUGUAACUUAAUAGACAUUGCGAGCGUAUUCAGCCGAACUUACGGCGAGGUAAUUUACGCAAUCUUUUCGCAGUAGUUAUCGGUGUGGACGCGGUUUUAUUCUGCACUUAGUAAAUAUUUCAAUAUAUAAUCUGUAGCUGUUAAAACACAGAGCAUGUAAAUAUAUAGCUUUACACAGCGUUUAGCGAAGGAAAUCGAGCCUUUGAAGCCGAGAAAACAAAUCGAGUACCUUAAAACAAAUGUAUAAAAACAAUUACAUUAUGGUUAAGUCAUAGUCAAAGUCAAUUUUCACCAAAUUACUAACAGAGUGUUUAUAUGUAUAAAAAUAAUAUUUCAUCUGUGGUCAUAAACUUGUGCAAAUGAACAUACUUGUAUGCCCAAAAAAUUCUGACGUACGCCCAUGUGCAUACAUUUCGUACUAGAUCCCGCAGGCAUACCACAAAGUGCCAGAAUAUUGUCGGAUGGGAUAUACGCUUCUGAUAUUCGCAAAAUGAGUGGGACAGAAUGUUUCAGAAAAACAAUUUCUGACUAUGAGCGGCCGGCGUUAAGCAAACAUUAGAUAAGUGAUUAACAGUCAAUGGACAAAAUGAAAUUCAUCAGGAAAAAAGAACAACAAAAAAUAGCGAAAAUUUUUCCAUCCUGAUGUACGUAUAAAUAAAACAAAUUCAUUCACAAGCUAAUGACAACAGAUGAAGAAAAUAAAAAUUCGAAAAAAUAGAGUUUCCUAGUAAUUUCUAAUAUGUGUAGUAGUGAAUUGAGAAUCGCCGAAUGAUAUGUUUACUGGCAACAUCUCUCAAAAGAAUUACGAAUUUAUCGCGUAGUUGAAAACAAGCUGAAGCGAGAGCGCGCCAAAUUUUGCCAAGAAUCGCCCGUGGAAUAUUAUUUAAAGAACUGUGCGAUUCUUUAGUAUGGCUUUACGCAGGCAAGACAUGUUGUUUGAUAAAACACGAAAUAACGUGAGAAUUAUUUAGUCAACAACAACUAUUAUUGACAUAGCAAUGUGAUGAUCACAUCAUCACCCUACCGGCAACCGGUUAUGAAAAAAAUAUAAAAUCGCAACCAGAACUAAUUAUGAAAUAAUGAAAUUCUAAAUUACGUCUACAAUAUUUUCCCCUUGCUCAGAAUGUAUUAAAAAGAGAGAGUGAGUAGCAAAACGUUGCAUUUUUGUAUUAUUUUCAUGGCAACAUUUCCACGAAUAUUUUUAAUCUGUGAUACAUAUGUCAGUGACAUAUCUUUGCCUUCGUAUAAUCAUACUAAAUAGACAAAAACGAAUAACUAGUGAGAAUAUUCAAUUUUUUACUCCAAUUUUUAUAUAAGACCAAAUAUUGAAUAGUUAUGCAACUUUUGACGCGCAAAGACUACUAAGCGUCGAGUGUAAGUUUUUGAGUAAACAGAACGCGUCACUGGUUGAUAUGUGAACCUUGUUAUACCUUGUUAUACCUUGUUAUAUCUAUAUUGCGAUAACUGUCCUCGCAAAAUUUUCCAUACCUCGGUAUGAGUUGAAGAUCACAGUUUGGUGCUCGGUUGACCCAACUGACGAAAUGGUCCUUAAAACCUUUCGCGUACUACGCCAUAAGCUGCCCAUUCGUUGAGUUCCAAUGUGCAAUUGCUAAAUUUCAGCCAGCUAAGACCCGUAUUCACAAACGUUACUAUGAGACCUCAUAGUAAUGAUUGUGAAUAUGGCCGUAAGUGUCUAAUGUUAGCAGGUUAGGUUUUAUUAUGUUCGGGGGCUGUUUAGGAGUUUAACUCAGGCUCAGACGUAGUUAGCAAGUUUUCUUUUGAAGCGAAGCUUCUAUAGCGUCGUGUAAACGGAAAAAAUAAAACAUCGUCACCGUUAACUUUUUGCACGGUUAAACUACUGUUUCGAACACAUAAAGCUCUGCGCGCGCACGUUCUAACCGCGCUUGCUUUGGAAACCUACUUUUUUUAAUAAAUACAUUUUUAAUAAGAAAUAUAAUUAUAUAUACUUUCUCGGGAAAACUAUACUUGCUUAGAAGUUUCGCUUCUGUCGGGCACAUGGACAAAUAAAGACAUCCCCCGACGCCACCCGUUUAUCCAAAAAGUUACACUCGGAGCUCUAAAAGUAAACAUCUAGUCAUCAAAACCGUGGGCCAAUUGUACAUAAUAAACCUACACACUUACACCCGCGGUCGAGAAAUCUGCACAAAACGUAACCAAGUAUUACAAAAAUACAUAUUAUAAUUUAUAUAUCAAUUCUAUAGCUUUAAGAGAACGGAAAUCUCGACACUGUAUAAAAUACAGUUAUUUUUGUCAUACGUGCCACUCUGAUUUUCGCGAAGUUAUCUAGAUUUUUCCGCGAAACGUGAAACUUGUAGAAUAGGCGUUACUUUUUAAGCAAAGACACGAUUUUUUGUCAUUUAAUGAAUGUUUAUCCGCCACGUUAAGGGUAAUAACAUAUUUUUGAAACGAGUCAAUUCAAAUUCCACUUUCUUGAUAACCUCCCUGAAUAAAAUGGUGGGUUUCGUAAAAUUCCACACAUUUUCCAAGUUAGCCUAAAUCUUAAUUGAAUAUUACUCGCUUACGAGUAAGCUUGCAGUCAAGGGCUAACUUCUCGAAUAAAAUAAUUUGUAGGUAAAUUACUUACAACUUAUUAUUUUUUAUUAAUACUUACGCAUGGCUAGAAUAAUAAGUGUGAGGUCAUAUCGCGUUUCAAAAAUAUGAUGCCCCCUAACUGUGGAUAUUACUUUAUAUAAUCCUUAUGAUUACUAAAACGAAUAUGUUACUAAAAAAUCGAAAUGUUUCUAAAACGUGUGACGAUUAUAUUACGAUAUACUAACUAUAGACGAACGAUCGAAAGUUAUUACCAUCACCUUGUACAUUCUAGACGAAAAUUUAGCCGAAUUUUCAGUUAGUUUUAUUUCAGGAAACAAAAUAGUCCGUCCCCAUGAUUGCUUUUAAAUACACUGACUAAAACAAUUUAACUGAAGGCUUUAAGGUUUACCAGUCAAUCCAUAGCACUAUGCCAUGACUAAAUUCGGGGACACAUCUUGCAUUAAAUGCCUUUGUAAUUAUUUCUCAUGUAGGUGGUAAUUUGAGGAUUAAUAUAGCAUCAGUUCAAUCCGUGACCUUGGAUUGAUAAAAUUAACACAGCAGCAAUUGCAAAAACUGAUAGCAAAACCUGUCGUCUAAUGGACCUUUGGACACAGAUUGUUUUGAUGCCAAAUUAAUUUCUAAUGGUUACCAAAGAUCGAGUCAUCGCACGGCGCUAUGAAUUGGGCGAGUAAUUUUACUUACACAAAACGCAAGGUGUACAAGUAUUGAUGAUAUAGGUAAAUUUACUAAAAAAAUCUCAAAAUCAUAGUCACGCACAAACAAUGUGAUCUUAAGAGUAACCCAAUACUUAUUCAAAAUAUGCCUUUAACUAUAGUGUACAAAAAAUAUUUUAAAGAUAUAUUGAAAACAUUUAUCUUCGAUUUCUGUAAUAUCGAGUUGUGCUAAACAAUAUAAUAUAAUACAUAUAAUCGAAUAAUCAUUUCACUAGGCCAAUUUUAAAGUGUAUGAAAAAAAAAUUUGCUUCAAAUAGGUAAUAGGGUACUAAGUACUUUUAUUAGGCUGAGUGCCCACUAUGUUCGGGAACCUGUAGCCUCCCACGCUCCUUUGACUGCUUUCAGAUGCUCGGUACGCCUGGAACUGUUGAAGAGCAAGAACGUAUAUAUUUUCCUUAUUUUUCCUUAGCUAACUUAAAAGAUAAAUAACUCUCUGAUUAUAUCUCGGAGAAAUAAAGUCAAGUAUCUUAAUCUGCUAGCCAGUUCGCGUCCGAGGCUUGAGAUGUUCUAUAGUUUGAUUUUUCUCUUGUUUGACAGUUUUAUUGUUAGUUAGUGAUAAAAGUGUGCUCGGUGCGUCACUUACGUGUUAAUGUGACAUGCGACUUUUUACCUUUUAAAUCAGUUAAGAAAGAAUACAUUCUAAAUUAGAGAGAAUCACGGAGCGCUACAAGUUCGCGAACCCAGUGGAGACUUAGCUUUAGAUAACGAAACUCACUAUGUUAUUAAUAAUAAUAAAAAUAUAAAAAAUUGUUUCCUUCAAAUAUUUUUUAAGAUGUUUAUAAAAAAGUUCGACGCGAAGAACAUAUAUUGUAAGGCAACGAAGAGACUUACCAACAUACAUUCCCUGAGACUGAGACAAAAUAGAAGAGGCUUAGAUCAAAUAAGAACAUAAAUGUAUUACAAAAUAAUUUUAAGAACAACUAAGAUGGUUACGGCAAAAGUUCACAUCGUUGAAAAGUUAAAACACGCAUGAAUGAUACGAGUAACUUUAUUUCUAUACUUCAGUUUCAUUACUCAGACUUAUAAACACAUAGUUCCUAGAGCAUUGCUGUAAUAAUCAUCAUCAAUCAUCAAAAAUAAUGUAUAACAUCGAUAUAUAGAAGCUUACAAAAAAGGUAUGUAAAUCUUAUUUCUCGAAUCGCAUUGCUAUUUAUUAUCAGUAAAUAUUAUCUCGGGCGUACCAAACUAUAAGCCACUAAGUUUUUGUGACUAAAUCAAUUUAGAAAAAAAUAUUUAUCAACUACUUUUAACGAUUUAAAUGAAUUAAUUUAUGUAUAGAAUAUUGUUACUCCUACAGUACUCUGUAUUAAAUAUUACAUAUCGAGCUUUAGUAAGAAAUAAUUGGCAACUUCAGCUUCGUAGAGCGUCGUCUCUGUCGUUCAGACUGACAAGAUGGCGACAAAAGUCACAUAGGUAUGUAUGAGUGACAGAGACGACACUACCAAGCCGAAGCUGCCGAUUUAUCUCUUUCUAAAGGUUCAGAUGUUUACUGCCGGGUACUGUACCUACUUAAAAAUUGACACCAAAUAUCUGUAAAUAAAUAAGUAUUAUCUAUUAUUACUGAUACUUUUGCCGUGGCCGCUUUAAUUUUAACAUCUGACAUAUUGAAUUGUGAUAUAAAUACAAAUGACAACCGUAUCUUAUAAGAACAUUAACAAAGGAAAACAUCAUUCCCGCCUCUUGUUUUAAUUAUUUGUUUGUCUCUGAACCCCUUUUCGAUAAAUCAGCUUUAAAUGUAGAAAAUAUGUGUCUUUGCUAUUAUGGCACUAUUGUCGGUCUUGUUAUUCUGAUGAAUUUUUAUUUUAUGGGAUUAUAAAAAUAAAGGCAGUUGUAGCUUCCGGAAUGUGUAAAUGUACGAAUUAAUCGAUGUAGUGAUAUGAUUAUUGCCUAUUUGACAUUUUCUUAAGCCAAUCUUUCUAAUCAUUGACAAGUUUAUGUAAAAAUUAGAUAAGAACGUCAGAUGUUCUAGAAGCGACUGCUGUGAAGAUUCAAAUCUAUUUGACCCUAACUCGCAGUAGCUAUCUCUUUUACUCUCUCAACCGAUAGAUUUUAUAUGUCAUGUAAUAUUGUUUGUAAUCAUUGUUUCUAAUAGUAUAAUCCGGAAUUCCUUUUAAAUACAAUACCUAAAGUCAAGAAUAGCAGGGCCGAAUGAAAUAGCAUAUCAAUAAGUAUGCACAUCUACUAAUGAAUUAAUUCGAUUAAAUAUCAACACCAAAGAGGUUUAAUAGGUAUGCAUACUUUGUGUCGUGGUAGCUAAGUACUAAAUACCAAUGUGAAGGGGACAGAGAUACUUUAUUUACCACCAAGACUUCAAUAAGGCUGUGAAACAACUUGAUUCGGUUUAGCUUUUCAAAUUGUAUCUAUCGAAAGUAAGGUUGGAAGAAUCAGAUAACUAUUACUUUUGUAUGUUUAAAGGUGGAUAAAAAUAGGUAUAAAACAUGCAGGCACUAGUUCAAUGUGUAAUAGUCAUCAAUGUAUAUAGAUGGGCCCUUCGAAGAUAAAAAACGCGCUCAAAAAGUCAAUAGAAUUUGCAAAAGUCUAUUGACUGUCAAUGACGAUGACGUAAGAUUCAAGCGUAUUUUUGCGGACGGCAUUGUAUGGGAAAAGCUAAUCCAUAUACAUCGAUGGUAAUAGUCAUAUUAAAAUGCCAUAAAUAUCAAUAUCGUGCCAUAUGCCAUAAACAAUAUAACAGAACCAAAACAAUGCUGUCCUUUUUUUAUUGAGAAUGAUGCAAAAAGGAUGCCAGCACUAUUAUCAAUAUUGGUUUACUAAACAAUUUAUUUCUAAAAUCAUAAUAUUGUUAUUCCGUUACUAAGUUACAAAAUAUGCAUAUCUGUUAUAACAAAGGAUUAGUGCCAAAACUGAAAUAUACCUGUAAAAUAUAUAUAGCCAUGUUAAAAGUCAUCUGAUUUCUACCAACCAAAUAUAGGGCAUGAUAAAUUAAACAAUCCCAUUUGUAUAAGAUUUUAAUAUCGUAAAUCAAUAUAAAUAUCUGCAACUGCCAAUUAAUAAAGAAUGCCAAAAUAAGUGGCUGAAUAUCAUGCCCUACUUUAAUAUGAUUUCAUUAGAACUUGCUCAAAAUGUUUUGCAUUUUAUAACUACAUGUUUUUGGGAUCCUAAAUCAUAAUUACUUACAUAUUUUUAUAAAGGUUUAAAUCUGAAAUAUGACCUGUCCGCUUAUAUGCGAUUAGACUACAGUAUAAUAUUAAAUGUAGUUAUUUGAAUCUGACUGGAUUGUACAAAAAAAUGAUGCUUAAACGAUCAUGUGAAGUUCUAUCAUAAUAAUUAAUACUUUAUUUGCUAAAAAUAUUAUAUCUGAAGAAUGAAGCGACGAAAUACAUUUUUUUUUGUUCUUUGAGUGAGUUUUAAAAAUCACGAAGCUAACCGAAUUGCCUAGAUUUAGAUCAAAAUUGUUGUACUUAUCCAUCUGUAGUAGUAAUAAAAGGGAAUGUGGAGAUGUAUUAGGAGAAUCAAGUGUUAAACAACUGUUAUCAAGAGUGUAUCGGGCCCACUUUCUCUCUUUUUUGUUUGUAUAUCAAUUUAUAUCUCUGCUAUGUUAUUUUCUAUUUGACCAGCGUAUCUUAAUAAAUCGGCGGGUACAGAAAAAUAUAGUAAAGGUGCAUUUACAAAUUCGCACGAGGUGCGAGAUGGGGCACAAGCCGUAUGGUCAUUCAUUCGUCGCUGGUUUCGUCUCGCACUCGCGUAGUAGCGAGAUUAUGCGCUGUUAGUCAAUUGCCAAUUGCAUUAGUCGCGUCGCGAGAACGAAUGUGUAAAUGCACGGUAAAAUCAUGCAGUCUUACUACUAUAUACUUUUGGUCGUGAAACUAAAUCGUCUAUGUUGCUAUAAGAUCGGUUGACACGUCUAAAGCUAGACUGGGAAGACUAGAUCUAUUUUAUUAAAUUUCGUAUUUCUUGAUUUGAAUUAAUAACACUUUACUAUUUAAUGUAGUCAAAAUAUUUCAGUGUCUAAAGCCUACAUUAUGUUGAAACAAAUUCGAUACAUUACAAAAAAAAUAAAUAAUUGUUAUGAAAAAAUUAUACAGAUUUAUAAUAUCGAUUAAUCGAAUCGGUAAGUUACGAAGUUAUGAUUGAAAUUUGGUACAUCACUAAAUCAAUUUAGUCUUAGAGAAAAUAACAAAGACAGAGUUAAUAAUUAAAAAUCAUUAUCGUUGCUGGAAAGUGGGCCGAGUUUUUAUAAUAUUUUUAUAAGUUUAUUUGUGUUUUGUAGAUCUUAAUAUUUUAUAUCUAUAUUACUUUGAUAUCUAUCACACAUUUCUUGAUGGUUAUAAUAUAUUUUUAUGUCGAAAUUUUCUAUUCAGUUCUAACGAAUAUAGGUGUUUGUUGGUUUCAUUUUAUAAUUUCUAUAUACUUAAUAUAAUUAGGCAUAGGACGCGGAAUAAGAGCCUACAAAUACGACACACUUACAAAAUGAAAAAUAACUCAAAACAUCUUAAAAUGCACAUAAAAACGACUAUAUAAAACAUGCCAUUUUAUUUUGGCCACAAGACGGUUACAGACGUAGGAGUAUAAGAUAUGAAACGAGGGUUGUUAUGGCUACAUUUAAGGCCUACGAAUAUUGUCAGCUGUCACAAAAAUCGAAUGCGCUCCGGAAACCACUCUGCUAAUAUAUUUUAUACUAGACUCCGCAGAUCAGUCAGAAAGACAGACGAUUUCUGAUGCUUAGCCUAAUUUAGUAAAAACUUAGCACGCAAUGAAAAAUGUCGAUUUUGCUCUAUUUUUGUUACGGAGUCAAUAAUUCUAUAAAUUCGUCUCUUAUUGUUGAAGUGUAACUGGUGAUUACCCGUUCUUAUGUUUCAAUAUGGCAUUAGUGUCUAAAUAGACGGACCACACGACAGCAAAAAUAUAAAUAUCCUUAAGGUAAGUGAAGAAACAAAAUAUUCUGAUAAGUAUAGUAAUUAUGUAAAUAUUCACAUUUUUUUGGUUCAAAACCAACACUAUGUUCAUUCUUCACGUUGAAUCAUUUUCCAAGUGAACAUCACUUUUUAAAGAAUGUCGCAUGUAAAAUGCUGAUGCGACACAAAAUAAAAGUGUACAAUGUACAUGCGAUAUAUUAUCGAAGACGUGCCGACCGUUCGUUGUCGCAUCUCGUCGUGUGCUCGCAAUGCCUUUGUUCGCCCCAACUGUACUCAGAUUGGCGCGGAAUCGGAGCGGAUUUCGAAAAAUUUGCAUAUUGAUCUCUAUUUCUAUUACGCACGUGUCAAUGUGAAGCGAUCCCAUCUUCAGCGGUUUCUUAUCAUUUUGACCGCUGCGGUGUGGCUGUGGCACGCCUGAAAGUUGCCUUACAUUUUCAUACACUUUCCAUGAUACGGGCGCGGUUUACAAGUAACUUUAGUGACUUCAAUACAUGCGUACAGUGACGGCUCUCGGUGCGCGUCCUAUGCGUCGUAGUUUACGCGUUAUGUAUAAGUGACAUAGUUUUUAAACCUAACCGUUAAUGUUCACGUACAACCUUUUGCCUUGGACCGCUUGUUGUAACGGUAGAUAUAUAUUCAAAUAUAUUUGUCUGUUUGCAUAUUUUAUUAAAUAUUAUUAAAUUUUAUCAGAUUUAUUACUUAAAAUGCUGUGUGCGGAUGCGCGUUUAACAGUUUUUGUGUUAUUUUUGCCAAAAAUGCUUGACUACCUUAAAUUUCAUAUAAGCGAUUUAUAUAUACCUACUAGUAGGUAUGCUUGUAGUAUAGUAAUUAUUAAAUAAUUAUUAUGAAAAUUAUAGCCUUGUAUACAUAUAGUAUUUUAUAUUAACAGGUAUAAACUAUUAAAAUAAAUAUUUAAUAUUCAAAACUACCAAAAUUAUAAAUAUGUACUGCCUUAUGACAUUUAGAUAACGGUGGUGAUCUACCUAUAAGUUCAUUUACUAUUAAAUAUUAAUAAAUAUUUUCUCUAAAUAGUUUCUCUGGAAGAGGCCAUGACCUGAAAAGGGUUCUUCAUAAAAUAUUAUUUAGAUAAAUUAAAUUAUGUAGCUAAUUACUUUAAUAUUUAGUAUUUUUUCAUAGUUUAUAAUGCCAUACUAAGAUAGAGAAGAAAUAAAAGGCUUUUUUUAUUUUAUUUAUUUUAUUAAUAAAUAUACAGAAAAGUCCCGCCAAAUGCGGAUGAAUAUUAUUUUUAUUAUAAUCUGCUUAGCAAAUGUAAAAAUGCAUUAAUAUACCUGUUGAAUCUGCUUAAGAAUAUGAUAAAGAAUUGCGUCCAUAAUUUGAUUUGAUACAGAAACAAAUCAAGUGCUACAAUUACUUUUUUUUUCAAGAUUUAAAGUUUUAAGGAAUACGUACUUAUGUUGAACUUUUUAUCAUAAUAUCUACGCGUGUUUUCAAUAACAAUAUAUUAUAGAUAUAAUAUGCUAUAUUUUUUCGAUUCGGUUAUAUUAUUAUAUAACGAGAACUAUUGAUCAAUGAGCAAUACAAUAACAAUAACAAUGAACCAAUAGUAAUAUUGGAUAUAUACUUAAUUAAAUAAUCUUUAUUGUGAUACGUUUAUCGCCUUUAUUAUGAAAGAAAUAUCAUGAAAAAAGCAUAUCAAAGAUUGUAAUUUCUGCCUUGUGAGCUUAAAUGUUGCAUUUUCAUGAAUUCGCUACUGAAGUAGGAGGUAUGUGUGAGUAAAGUUCUGAUAUUAAUGAUCGAAUACGAAACGCUGCUUAAUAUUUAAGCGCACCUCGAGAAGAUCUGACGUUUCAAUAUAAAAUUGUAAGUGUCUAGAAAGCCACAAACGGUCGUUCGAUUUGAAAAAAUUAUACGGCCACAAAUGAAAUUAUUCCAUUUGAAAUUGAACCUUAAUAGUUUGCGUUAAGAAACAAUAAAAGCUAUUUUAUUUAAUUUUAAAAAAUGUUGUUUGAAUGACCGCUUGUGGCCGUCUAGAAACUUACUAUAGUUAUUUAAAAACGUCAAAUUAAUUUAAGAUGUACUUAAAUUAUAAGAAGCGUUUUAAUAUUCGUUUUAAACCAGCUAUUUAAAACUGUUAAAAGCCGCAUCUUGAUUUUUAUUUGAAAAUCAAUCCAGCAUCGUUAUAAGGCCUGUACUUAUCCGUUUCGAAUUUGGCAAAACCGUGUACCGUUAAAACUCAAUAAUGUAUUUUUUCUAUAUUAUUAUAAUAUUAUAGUUACAUAAACAUAUAUGUCACUAAUAAAUAUGUUCGUAUGUGUAGCA